AUGCUACAUUUGAUGAAUAAUUUAGAAAGGCCUAACGCUUGCACAGAUAAAUUUUACAAGGUCAAGCCUAUUAUGGAUGCAGUGCUAAAGCGCUGUAAGGAAUUAGAAAUUGGACAAAAUAUUUCCAUAGACGAACAAAUGAUCCCAUUUACAGGAAAAAUAAACAUGUUUCCAAAUGGACUUGCCCACAAUUUUAUACCAUAUCAAGGUAGUACCACUGAAAUAAACAGAGACAACGUGAAAAAAUAUGGCCAGAGUAGUGCAAUUGUUUUAGAAUUACUAGAAAUCGCAAAGAAAGAAGGUCAUACAGUGUAUUUUGACAAUUAUUUCAACUCUUAUGCUCUUCUUCUGCGAUUAUUGGAAUUGAAAAUGUAUGCUGCUGGUACAGUUCGUAUGAAUAGGUUUUAUAAACCACAUUUUAUAUCUGAUAAAGAUAUAAAAAAGAAGAAAAGAGGCUAUUCCGAAGAUCUAGUUAGUCAGGAUGGCAUUAUCAUGGUAAAGUGGCUGGGCAACAAACCAGUUCAUAUGGCUUCCAACUUUGUUGGCACUGGAACAAUUGAUAAAGCAAAACGGUGGGAUAAGCAAAAAUCAGCAUAUAUCGAAAUUGAUAGACCUGAAGUUGUUAGGCAAUAUAACAGCAACAUGGGAGGAGUUGAUCUGCUCGAUAUUUGGAUAGAGUAUAAACAAGAUUGCAUCGAAGCUAAAAUUCAUAAAAAAGAUAUUAUGGAUUUGUUGGAACUUCGUAUGCACGUUUCCAAAAGUUUAAUUUAUAAGAACAAGCUUGUAAAUGUAAAGAAACGUGGUCGUCCUUCAAAAAGUGAAGGAGAAAUUACACCCGACAGAAAAAGAAAAUUUCGUUGCUGUGAGAAAAGACCAAUAAGAGAAAUUCAACACGAUAAUGUGGACCAUAUGCCCCAAAUCGAUGAUAAAAAAGAAGCAACACGAUGCAAGAUGCCAUUAUGCAAAGGAAGGACACAUUUUUAUUGUGACAAAUGUCGUGUCCAUUUGUGUUUAGUAAAAGAGAGGAAUUGUUUUGAAAGAUUUCACAGAAAAUAA
This is a messenger RNA of Colletes gigas, 1056 nucleotides long. Its product is annotated as piggyBac transposable element-derived protein 3-like. The transcript has 3 exons. The record is from RefSeq and is a predicted model, not a curated record. NCBI's taxonomy places the organism in Eukaryota, Metazoa, Arthropoda, Insecta, Hymenoptera, Colletidae. The coding region runs from base 1 to 1056 and encodes 351 amino acids.